UUGGUUAGGUCUGGUUUCAAUAUGGCGGCCAACGCGACUACCAACCCGUCUCAGCUCCUGCCGCUCGAGCUUGUGGACAAGUGUAUAGGAUCACGUAUUCACAUUGUGAUGAAGAGUGAUAAAGAAAUUGUUGGCACACUCUUAGGAUUUGAUGACUUUGUCAACAUGGUGUUAGAGGAUGUUACAGAGUUUGAAAUCACACCUGAAGGAAGAAGAAUCACAAAAUUAGAUCAGAUCUUGCUAAAUGGAAAUAACAUAACAAUGCUGGUUCCUGGAGGAGAAGGACCUGAAGUGUAAAUUGAUUAUUUGUCAUCUAUGAAGACUCUUGUUAUCUAUUCUGUUAUCUCAAUGGAGUACUUUUGGUUUUCAUUUUGUUUACAUUUAAAGUUGAUAUUUGAUAAAAGGUAAAAUUUCCUAUUCAGGGAAGAUGCAUUGCUGAUGCUGACUUUGUAAGUUAAAAUCAUGACUUUAUUGUAAAGACCGAUCUGCUGUUCAGAAUAAAACAAACAUUUUCUUUUUGUUAAA
Molecule: messenger RNA, 525 nt
Organism: Terrapene triunguis (Three-toed box turtle)
Lineage: Eukaryota; Metazoa; Chordata; Testudines; Emydidae
Product: U6 snRNA-associated Sm-like protein LSm5
Exons: 5
Coding region: 22-297 (91 amino acids)
Biological process (GO): mRNA splicing, via spliceosome
Cellular component (GO): U4/U6 x U5 tri-snRNP complex; U6 snRNP; Lsm1-7-Pat1 complex
Molecular function (GO): RNA binding
Source: RefSeq, a predicted model, not a curated record